GUCUUGAAAGGAUCUAUGAAUAUCAACGUUACGACGGAUGGUUCAACAAUCUUGCAAAUCCUCACUGGGGUACUGUAGGAUCACGUUUGCACCGCGAUGCACCAAGCCGGUAUCAAGAUGGUGUCUAUAUGCUUAAUAGUAAUUUACCGUCCGCACGAGCUAUUUCAGAGUUAGUCUUCAAAGGUCCAUCUGGAAUACCAAACAAAAGAAAUAUCACCACUAUGCUUGUCUUUUUCAGCCAAGUAAUUGCAUACGAAAUUAUGCAAUCAAAUUUAGUUAGCUGCCCAUUAGAGAUGCAUAAAAUUCCGGUACCGCGCUGUGAUGCUGUCUUCGAUGCUCAGUGCAUGGGCAAAACGGAAAUUCCUUUUGUUCGUGCAAAAUAUGACAAGAGAACCGGACAUGGCUUUAACGCGCCGCGUGAACAAGUGAAUGAACGUACAAGCUGGAUUGAUGCGUCAUUUUUGUACAGUACCCAGGAACCAUGGGUAGCUGCACUUCGUGCUUGGCAUAAUGGUUCGUUGUUGGAAGGACCUAUGAAGGACUAUCCACCUCUAAAUGAUCCUCGUAUUCCGUUGAUCAAUCCUGCACCACCGCAGAUACAUCGAUUGAUGAAUCCGGAACGCCUUUUUAUGCUGGGUGAUCCUCGCAUCAACGAAAAUCCGGGUUUAUUAAGCCUAGGUUUAAUUUUAUAUCGAUGGCAUAAUAUACAAGCAAGGCGAAUUCAAGAAGAACAUCCAUAUUGGACUGAUGAAGAAGUAUUUCAGGGUGCUCGUCGAUGGGUGAUCGCAACGCUGCAGAAAAUAACUUUGUAUGAUUUUUUACCGAUUAUGUUAGCUGAUGAAAAGGCAGUUCCACCUUACGAGAAGUACAAGCCUCUUGUACCACCUGGCAUAUCGCAUGCUUUUGCCGCCGCUGCUUUCCGAUAUCCCCAUACAAUCGUACCGCCCGCUUUGUUACUUCGAAAACGAGCGAAUGGCAAAUGUGAAUUUCGUGAUGAAGUAGGCGGUUAUCCAGCACUAAGAUUAUGUCAGAACUGGUGGAAUGCUCAGGAUAUUGUGCAGGAAUAUUCGGUGGAUGAGAUAGUCCUUGGAAUGGCAUCGCAAAUUGCCGAAGGCGAAGAUAUCAUUGUUGUUGAAGACCUGAGAGAUUUUAUCUUUGGUCCAAUGCAUUUCACUCGUCUGGAUGUCGUUUCCAGUUCCAUUAUGCGUGGCCGUGAUAAUGGUCUGCCACCGUACAACGAACUACGACAAAGUUACAAUCUUCCGGUCAGAAACUGGGCAACAAUUAAUACUGUGAUGUACAAGAAAAGACCCGAGAUGUUUCAUGAACUGGAAAAAUUGUAUGAAGGUAACAUCUCAAAGCUUGAUGCUUACGUUGGUGGAAUGUUGGAAACAAAUGAUGAAGGCCCAGGAGAACUCUUCAGAGCAAUCAUUCUUAAUCAGUUUUUAAGACUGCGUGAUGGUGAUCGAUUUUGGUUCGAAAAUACUUGGAACGGGAUUUUCACUGAGGAGGAAAUUGAGCAGAUACGUUCAACAACGCUGCGUGAUAUUAUUCGGGAAACAACAUCUAUCGAUGAGCAUGAACUGCAGGAGAAUGUAUUUCUUUGGCACUCCGGUGACCCAUGCGGUCAACCGUUUCAAGUAAACAGCAGUGGUUUGGAACCAUGUGUACCAUUCAUGCGUUUCGAUCAUUUCACCGGCAAUGAAGUAACAUUUAUUUUUUCAUGCAUUGCGCUUGGCAUCAUUCCACUCAUUUCCAUCGGAAUUGGAUAUAUGCUGGUACAGAAGAGGAAGAAAUUGGGGGGUAAUAUGGAGCCAUGCCUUAAAAAACUCUUCUUAGAAAGUACCAAUUCGGGUAAUGCUAAAGCCGAACUUGCCAAAAAGAAUAGUGAGAAAGAAAAAUUGCAUUUGUCUGCCAUUGAAUGGAUUAGUAAAAAUUACUGCCGAUCGGUGAUUCUAAUUGUUGAUAUUACGCCACUGAUUCGACUGGAAAAACCACGUGGUGGUCUACUGCGAUGUCUCGAUUUUAGUGACGUCAAUUUCGUAAAUGUUAUCGUUUCUGAUCUGAAUAGUUCCACUUGUCCAUUCGUUAUGAUAUCCAUCCCAAGACACUAUGAUUUGGUUGUUCGUUUGAACAACGAAUGCCAGUGUGCUCAGUUCCUCUGUGUUCUUAGCAAUGUUUUGAACCGGACCGAUAAACAGUUGAUCAUUCGUCGGUGUCCGAAUAGCUACAUUGUCGAAACGGCUGAAACAAGUGAAAGACGGCAGGAGAAGUUGGAUCAUUUCUUCCGGGAAGCUUAUGCGAAGGCAUUCAACAUGUUGCAACUAUCAGGGAAUAUUAGCCAAGUAUUGCACGGAUCAGUCUUGGAAGAAGUCCUUGGCACUGAAGUUACUAAAGCAGAGAUGGCUGAUGCCCUGGGGAUGCGUGAAAACGAUUUAUUUGUUGAGAGGAUAUUUGCUUGCAUGGCAAAGGGAGAUACGAAUCACGUUACAUUCCUCAAAUUCCUGGAUGUUGUUGUCCGAUUUGUUCGAGGAUCUAUUCGAGAUAAGCUCAAACUCCUAUUCGAUAUGUGCGAUCGAGAAGGACAAGGAAGAGUGCACAAGAAGGAAUUCUGUGAUUUUGUUAAAUCAUUAAACGUAGCAGUUGGGGUGAAAAUUGAAGAAGCCAUGCAAGAUGGAAUAAUUGAUAGGGUGCUACAGCGAUCUGGAAUCAGCGUGGAUUCCAAAUUUUUGUCUUACAAAGAUUUUGAAGCUAUUUUCAAUGAUAUAGAUGACAUACGACAUCCGAUUGGAAUGCAUAUGCGUGGUGCCAAGUUAAAAUUCAAUCUGAAUGAGACAGAAAGUAUGAAUAGUUUUGCAAUACAAAGCGAAGAGAUUGGAUGUGUUCAUAUCAGCUGGCAUCUUUCCAUCAUAUCAUAUUUGGAAACUUAUCGACAGCACAUUGUUAUCAUUUUCUUUUUCGCUACUAUCAAUCUGUUACUGUUCUUUGAAAGAUUUUGGCAUUAUCGGUAUGAAACAGAGCACCGUGAUUUACGUCGUGUUAUGGGUAUGGGCAUAGCAAUUACGCGCGGUGCUGCAGCAUCUUUAUCUUUCUGUAUGGGGCUCAUUUUGAUUACAGUUUGUAAGAAUAUUAUUACGUUAUUACGUGAAACGCCACUUCGCGAAUACCUGCCUCUUGAUUCAGCGAUAGCAUUUCAUAAACUUGUAGCAAUAGUAGCUGGAUUCUGGGCUGCAGUACAUACUGUUGGACAUUGCAUCAAUUUCUAUCACGUGGCAACGCAGAGUCAGGAAGGCCUACAAUGCCUUUUCCAGGAAGCUGUUUUUGGCUCAAAUUUCUUGCCUUCAAUCAGUUACUGGCUAUACGGUACCACAACUGGAAUAACAGGAAUUCUACUGGUAGCUCUUAUGAGUAUCACUUAUGUAUUUUCAACACCAGCUAUCAUGAGAGAAGCAUAUCAUGCUUUUAAAAUCACUCAUCUUCUGAAUAUCCUAAUUUAUGCAAUCACUGUGCUUCAUGGACUUCCAAAACUUUUGGAUAGUCCCAAAUUUCUGUAUUAUAUAGCCGGUCCGAUUGCUCUUUUUGCAAUCGACCGUAUUAUUGGCAUGCGACAACAAUACAAAAGGUUACAAAUUCUGAACGGUGCAAUACUGCCCUCAGAUAUUAUUUACAUUCAGUUCAAGAGACCAAAUUCAUUCCGAUUUCGUUCUGGUCAGUGGGUGCGUAUCUCAUGUCCGGCAUUUUCAUGUACAUUUAAUGAACUUCAUGCUUUCUCCUUGGCCUCUGCACCGCAAGCAUCAACGCUUGAAUUGUAUAUCAAAGCGGUUGGUCCAUGGACUUGGAAUCUGCGGAACCAGAUCGCGUACGCACAUUCCAACGGGAUACCCUACCCAGUGCUUCAUUUACACGGACCAUACGGGGAUGGAAAUCAAGAUUGGCAUAAUUUCGAAGUUGCCGUGUUGAUAGGUGGCGGUAUUGGUGUAACUCCUUAUGCCUCUAUACUCACUGAUCUUGUUAUCGAAAAAAUGUCUGGUCGAUACACAAAUAUCAAAUGUGAAAAGGUUUAUUUCAUUUGGGUAUGCUCGACACAUAAGAAUUACGAGUGGUUCAUCGAGGUUUUACAUAGUGUAGAAGAACUGGACAAGGAAGAUUUGCUGGAAACACAUAUUUUUGUCACACAAUUCUUUCAUAAGUUUGACCUUCGAACCACAAUGCUUUACAUUUGUGAGAAACACUUCCGAAGUGAUAGCGGUGGUCGAAGUAUGUUUACAGGUCUUAAUGCCGUAAAUCAUUUCGGUCGUCCAAAUUUCGAGGCGCUCUUCAAAUUCAUACAAAACAAACAUAGAAACGUUCAAGAAGUUGGUGUAUUCAGUUGCGGCCCGAAUUCGAUCAACAAAGAAAUUCGAAAAGCAUGCAGAGAAGUAAAUAGGAUUCGAAGUGCAGCAUCAUUUUCCCACCGAUAUGAAACAUUCUGAUAAUAUAUUGAAAUGAAGAAAGUCACUUGUCAUGGAAGCAGUGAUAAUUUGCUCAUGCUCGAAAUUCAGUUUAGAAAUGUAAUUUCCUUUAACCCGAAUCUAUUGAUGGUUAUUUUUAAUUAGCUUGUUUUAAUGGGAGCGUUCAUGCAUACAUUUCAUCCAUUACUCAUUACUAGUUAUUCCAAAGAUUAACUCUUGUAUAUUUCGCACUUCUUGG
Molecule: messenger RNA, 4689 nt
Organism: Loa loa (African eye worm)
Lineage: Eukaryota; Metazoa; Nematoda; Chromadorea; Rhabditida; Onchocercidae
Product: dual oxidase
Exons: 25
Biological process (GO): response to oxidative stress
Molecular function (GO): peroxidase activity; calcium ion binding; heme binding
Source: RefSeq, a predicted model, not a curated record